AUGUCAGACAUCUCGGACGUGGAUGCUUUUGACCAGCAACAGGAAAAGCUCCUUUUGGAGCAGAGUAUGCGUGGAGACAGACGUCGUCACUAUGACCACAUGGAGAUGAGUGACGAGGAGGUUAUGGGAUUCAAGCCCAGCGACUCUGAGGAUGAGGAAGACGACGAUGAUGAGAUUCUCGACCGAGAGGAAGAAGACGACGGAGAGGCCCAGGAGGCCUGGGGCAAGGGAGAGCUUUACGGUGCCGAUGAGAUCGAGGACGAGGAGGAUCGAAAGCUGGAAGCUGAGGAGGCUCUCAAGCUUCAGAAGAAGCAGGCCAAGCAGAUGAAGGAGAGUGAUUUCCUUGGAGAGUGGGCCGCCGACGACAGUGAUGAUGAGGACGAGGAGGAUGCAGAUCUUGCUACAGCCGGCAAGGGUGUUCGAGAGAGCAUUCCUGUCAAGCCUAUCGAGUCCAUGUCUUCUAAGGAGCAGUAUGAUCAGCUUGUUCGACUCAACCCCGAGCUGGUUCUCAUGAACGCUGAGCUUGCCAAAGUGACUGAGGAGAUGGCUGCGCUGAACAAGGCUGAGGAGGAUGAGGAUGAUGAGCCUGAAAUCGUGGAGAUCAAAAAGACGGCUCUUCGAACUUACAUUGGAGUGCUGAACGCCUACUUUGCGCUGUUCAUGGACUCCGUCAAGAACGGAAAAGCCAAUAUGAAAGAUCACAUCAUCAUGGAAGCCAUUCUAAAAGCCCGGGAAAUGUGGCGAAUGGCCCAGGAGAUUGGUCUGCCCGAGGAGGAGGUUGAUGAGAUGGCUUCUGAUGAGGAGAUGGUCUCUGAGGGUGCUGAGCUGAUGGAUGCUUCUGCCGCCGAGAGUGACGUCUCUGACGAUCUCGAUCUGUCUCGAUUCCGACGACGACCUGAAGACGAUUUCGAGGAUGUGGAAGAAGUGGAGGAAGAAGUUGACUCUGACGACGAGCUUGCUCUGCCCACCUCUUUCAAGGCCAAGAAGUCCAAGUCCAAGAUCUCUGCUGUGCCCGACUAUGGUGAGCAUGCUAUUAAUGACGUUGAUCAGGCUGACAAGGACCGACGAAAGCGAGAUCUACGGUUCUAUACCGCCAAGAUCGACAAGCAGGCUCGAGGACGAGAACAGGAGGAGAUUGAGGGAGACGCUGACCUACCGUACCAGGACCGAUGGUACGAGCGACAGCAGCAGCUCAAGGAAAAACAGGCCGCCCACAUCAAGGACUCGGGAGAGCAUGAUCUCUACGACUCUGGAGACGAGGGAGGAUCUGCUGAUGACUACCAGGAAAUGUCCUCCAAGAAGAGCGCUGGUGGAGAUGAUGACGAAGAUGUGGAUGAGUUUGUUGCUGCCCUCAAGGCCAAGAAGCAGCAGCGAAAGGCGGAGCGAGAAGCCAUGCAUGAGGUCUACCUCGACGCCAAGAAGGGCAAGAUUGACGUGGAAAAGCUGGACGACAACGGAAAGCGAGCCAUCAAUUACCAGAUUCUCAAAAACAAGGGUCUCACGCCACACCGAAAGAAGGAGAAUCGAAACUCGCGAGUCAAGAAGCGAAUCAAGUACGAGAAGGCCAAGAAGAAGCUUGCCAGUACCCGGGCCGUCUACAAGCAGCCUACUGGUGCCUACGCUGGUGAGAAGACCGGUAUCAAGAAGAACCUGGCUCGAUCUACCAAGUUCCGGGAGUAA
Messenger RNA from Yarrowia lipolytica CLIB122, 1680 nucleotides. RefSeq lists its product as uncharacterized. Gene Ontology annotation, biological process: maturation of SSU-rRNA from tricistronic rRNA transcript (SSU-rRNA, 5.8S rRNA, LSU-rRNA). NCBI's taxonomy places the organism in Eukaryota, Fungi, Ascomycota, Dipodascomycetes, Dipodascales. Gene Ontology annotation, cellular component: small-subunit processome; nucleolus. The record is from RefSeq and is a predicted model, not a curated record.